AUGCAUGAAGCUAAAGAGGAAAACAAUUCAUCAUCAGUUGUCAAACAGGAAUCACCGAGGCCUGCACCAAAAGAAGGACAGAAACACAUGCCUAAUUACAUUACUGAGAAGAAGUUUGACAGAUACAUAGAGAAAGUUUGGAAACGAUUGCUCAAACAAGAUCCAAUUGCCAAAUUCAUCGCCGAUUCAAAAUUGGGGUUCAAAGAAGAUGAAUAUAUAGGAGAAGAAGAUUUCGGUUCGUGCUUUAUGCUUUCUUCUGCUCAAAACCCUGCUGUUUACGAGAGAUUAGACCCUCCUAAUGACAUAACUAUCCAUUCCCUACAGAAAGCCACCGAUGCUGCUGUUUUUCCAUUAGUAACUCCUCCUUCUAACGUUGACACUGCCGAUAAGCUAUUGAAGCCAUCUACGGAUACUAUAGAUAUACCAGGCGAUUGGCUUGCUAAGCUUGAUCUUACGUCCGCAGGUCUUACAUUCGAUCAAGAAAAUCGCCUACGUCAACUUUUAUCGAACUAUCCGGAUAUUUUCUCUUCAAAACCAGGGCGAACUGAUGUUGUUCGACAUCAUAUCGAUGUGGGCGAUUCUAAACCUAUAAAACAAGGCCCUUAUAGGUUAUUAAAUCCUGAAAGAAAAGUGGAAUAUUCGAAUCAAACUACAGAAAUGCUUCAGAAUGACAUCGCAGGGCCCAGUUUCGGUCCUUGGGGUAGUCCUGUCACUCUUGUUCCCAAAAAAGAUGGCUCACUCCGUUUUUGCAUCGAUUUUCGAAAGCUCAACGAUAUUACCAUCAAAGACACAUACCCUAUUCCCCGCAUCGACGAUACUCUUGAUGCACUAAAAAGUGCUAAAUAUUUUAGCACUCUAGAUCUCCUCGGACUUCUGGCAGGUUGA
This is a messenger RNA of Didymodactylos carnosus, 885 nucleotides long. The record is from the annotation of a GenBank genome assembly. NCBI's taxonomy places the organism in Eukaryota, Metazoa, Rotifera, Eurotatoria, Philodinida, Philodinidae.